Molecule: messenger RNA, 618 nt
Organism: Penicillium paradoxum
Lineage: Eukaryota; Fungi; Ascomycota; Eurotiomycetes; Eurotiales; Aspergillaceae
Product: protein transporter TIM23
Exons: 2
Coding region: 1-618 (205 amino acids)
Biological process (GO): protein import into mitochondrial matrix
Cellular component (GO): TIM23 mitochondrial import inner membrane translocase complex; mitochondrial inner membrane
Molecular function (GO): transmembrane protein transporter activity
Source: RefSeq, a predicted model, not a curated record
AUGUCCAUCUGGGAUUCCCUCAGCGGUCGCAAACAAAAGCAGGGCCCCGAUGCCUUCGACCCUUCAACCACGCAAGAUGCCACAUCCUUCCUCUCCGAGGUCGCUAUUCCCGAUCCCUCUCGUCUUCAUCCUUUGGCUGGUUUGAACCAGGAUACUCUCGACUACCUCUCCCUCGAAGACUCCGCCCUUGACGAACUCCCGGGCUCCCGAUCAGUGUUGCCAUCCCGUGGAUGGUCAGACGACCUUUGUUAUGGUGCCGGCACUACCUAUCUUGUUGCACUCGCUACUGGAGGCGCAUGGGGUCUUGUAGAAGGAUUAAAGAAGACACCCCCCACAGCAGCACCCAAGAUUCGUCUGAACAGUGUACUCAACUCAGUGACCCGUCGCGGUCCGUUCCUCGGAAACUCGGCUGGUGUUGUGGCUAUGGUUUACAACGGUUUCAAUUCGGCCCUUGGAUAUGCGCGCGGCAAACAUGAUGCUUCUAACAGUAUCGUGGCUGGCGCAUUGAGUGGUAUGCUCUUCAAGAGCACACGUGGAAUUAAGCCCAUGAUGAUCUCUGGUGGCAUUGUCGCUUCAAUUGCCGGCGGCUGGGCUGUUACGCGAAAGGCCUUCUUCUAG